AUGAUCUCACAACACAUAAUGCAGCGAGAAAAGAAGGCAGCCUCAAAGCCAUUUAAAGUUCUUUUCUUUCUCCACGUUGCCCGAGCAGACCUAGACAUUGAUAUCUCCCAGUUCUAUCGAGAAGAUUGCGACAUGUACGAGUACCUGACGGCGCAGCCCAUUGCAAUCAUAAGGCUUCACUUUCAUUGGGUAAAAGCCAAACAGACCAUUCAGAAAGUCAAGAAGCUUCAAUAUGACAUUCUUGCUGCCAUCAAUAACACUCUGUAG
Molecule: messenger RNA, 267 nt
Organism: Letharia columbiana
Lineage: Eukaryota; Fungi; Ascomycota; Lecanoromycetes; Lecanorales; Parmeliaceae
Exons: 1
Coding region: 1-267 (88 amino acids)
Source: RefSeq, a predicted model, not a curated record